Molecule: messenger RNA, 6196 nt
Organism: Plectropomus leopardus (leopard coralgrouper)
Lineage: Eukaryota; Metazoa; Chordata; Actinopteri; Perciformes; Serranidae
Gene: map3k10
Product: mitogen-activated protein kinase kinase kinase 10
Biological process (GO): positive regulation of apoptotic process; protein phosphorylation
Molecular function (GO): protein binding; ATP binding; JUN kinase kinase kinase activity
Source: RefSeq, a predicted model, not a curated record
CGCCUCAACCAUAUCAUUUAAUGUCUUUUUCUCAGGAAAAAACAAUCUUAUGCAGUGUUAAGACAAAAUAUGACAAUAUUUUUCUUGCUUUAUCUUCUCCUUGCAAAACAAUAGCAUUUUUGCAGAUAUUUGCUAAUUCUAGACAUGAAAAGAGUAAUCGUAAUUACUUAGUGUACAAAGAAUCUCAGAUUCACUGUUCCUUACCUACUUAAAGAUGUUGCUCUCUUGUUGACCUUUGACCCUUGACCAUAUGAGGGGAUACAAGAAGCUAUAUUUUCUAGUAAGAGUAGCCUAAAUUAACUCUAUAAUUGGAUCAAGCUAUUGCAAUUAAGUCUAUGUAUUGGCAGAUAAAUAAUCAUUCUUAUUUUUUUGCUAAUUAUUUCGUUACAUGAGCUGCCAGAAUGAUUUAGGUCAGCAGGAGACUCAAUAGGAACUACAUUACCCACAAUGCAACAGCGCACCCUCACCACCAGCACAGUAUAGCCUCGUUCCAACAGACUGUACCGUCCUCCGCUCCGCCCUGCACGGUGAGCUGCACACAGAUCUACACACACGUGACGGGCAGUGAGUGCGCAGACAAUCCACGCGCCCCAACCAUCCCCAUGUUUUGCAGAUCGGUGACAGAAGAAACACUUGUUCCCACGUAUGUGGACUGCGCCCCGGUGUAUCUGGAUGCAAAGUCAGCCCACAGACUGACAGCUCGGUGCUCUAAAUGUCACGUCUCUUUGGGGAGGAAAAGGCUGUUUGAAUACGACGGAGCUCCGGACAGCUGGAUGAGCAGCCCGGACAAGGACUCCCGGGAGCGUUUUCGGUCUGUCGCCAAAUUGGGUUGCUGACCUGGAUGGUCCCUCUUUACUCGGAUGCAACCACACGCCCAUGCAACGAUGUCGGUGGAUGUUGCUGCCCUCCGUGUGCAGGUUAGGUUACAGUAAAGGCGAAAUGUUUACGUAUUAAAAUAAAGCUGUUUUGGGGCGGAAGACGCAGGCAGGAACUGGAUACGCACAAUAUUUUACGCGCAGAAGAAAUUAUUAUUACUAUAGUAUUAUGGGGAGCCGAUCUAUUUAUAAGGCAAAUAUGGAGCCUUAUUUCAUCUCGUCUACUCGGAUCAGAGAUAUGCUGCAAUGACUCCAUGCAAACCUUCACUGACAAUAUUUUCCACCUUGUUGCCGCCGUGUGAUGGUUUCUGUCUUUCCUAAAGGACUCGUUGACAUUUAAAACCCUCGCCACUAUUGAUCGAUGGUGUGAAACUACAAUGCGCGCUCUCGCGGCUGCAGGAUAAUAAUGAUAGACGCUGGCAUCUCUUUACUGUCUUCAGAGACUUUGUUUUCUCACCGAGGACUCGUCACCAUCACAAAUGUAGCCCGACUGAACCAGGCCGCUGCACAGAGACGGAGGCGGGUUUGUUGUGCUCAGACUUGGCUGGAUGCUGAACAUGGUGCCACUUUACAGCUCUGUCUGUGUUGAAUACCUGCCGCCCCGCUGUCGGCUUGUUUCUCUAAUUCCCCAGCUGUCUUAAAAUGGACUGGGCCCUUUUGAUAAAAGCUAUUCUUGAACCGGCUCGUGAGUUGGGGGCAUGCAUGUAGGAUUUAGCCUGGACCGGCUUGUCGGGAUGUAGGGCGAAUAUCUGCGGAUAUUUCCACAUAGAGGAGAAACAGCCCGUGUUCAUGGAGCGAUGGCCGGCGGGGGAGGUGCAUGUACACUGGGCUGGAUGAGAAAUAAUGAGGACCCCUGCUCAGAGGAUUUUAAACACAGACUGUGGGUUUCAUUGGCAGCCUAAAUACUAUUAAACGCUAAAAUUGUGGUUUUAUUAUUAUUCUGACUAUAGCGCCUAAAGUCACCAGCUCUCAAUGGGUUGAUAUUAGGAUGCAAAACUCUAAAUCAUAAGCCAAAUUUUGCUUUUGUUAAGCUUAAAUGUAACUGUUUAUGAAUUAUAGCAAUUGAGAGGUCAGAAUUUACUCAUUAAUCAGGAACUCAUCAGAUUGAAGGCAUAUUUCUAAAUUUCUGUCUGUUUCUUAGAUAAACUCACAUUCUCCUGUGUGGCAGCUUUCCAAAAGACACAAUAGUGGAAACAAUCAAUCAGGUUUCGGGGGGUUAUACUCAUGGAUCUGCUCUGCUGAGUGUCAUUGUGUGACCUGAUGUACAUUGUCCCGCCGUGAACUUGCCUUUGGGAAUACAUGUUACUUACACACAGCGUAGCAACAGCACAGCAGCAACCGGUGACAGGAUUUGGCACAGUUUCAACAGCGAGAUGUGGUGAUGGGGGAGAGCAGUUGCGGGGGCUCUCUGAUCCUCUGAUCCCCUCUCCCUCCCACCGGUGGUCGAGGACCCCUUGUCUCUGUCAAUGGGCCCUGUAUGGAUUUUGUGCCUGAGUUGACACAGGGUAGGCCUACAGCGUCACACAGCAGUCAGGCCGCCAUGAACCCAUACGGCAGAGUGAGUAGCACAGCAGCCCCCCUGUCCUGCACCAGCUGUGGGGACUGCUGCUCCCCGCCUCCCCCUUGCCUAAUCCCACCCUCUUCUACUACCUCUACCUCCAUGCCUCCAAACAUGACCCCUCCGCCGCCGAUGUGUCCGGCCCCAAUGGUGCAGGUGGAGAACGGCAGCAGCUGGAACUCCUCCACCAUCUCCUCCUCCCCGGACUCUCACCCUGGUCACUGCUGUGGCGCCAAUAACCCCAACCCCUACUGGACAGCGGUGUUCGACUACGAAGCCACAGCAGACGAGGAGUUAACCCUGCGGCGUGGGGACCUCCUUGAGGUUCUCUCCAAAGACUCCAAAGUGUCUGGGGAUGAGGGUUGGUGGACAGGCAAGAUCCAGGACAAGGUGGGUAUCUUUCCGUGCAACUAUGUCACCAGGGGGGACACUGCCAACUACCAGCAGCUGACCGCAGGAGGGCUGGUGGCGGGCGGGGUGGGUGAGUGCCCCUUAGAAAUAGACUUCUCAGAACUGCUCCUGGAGGAGGUGAUUGGAGCCGGUGGGUUUGGGAAGGUGUACAAAGGAAUAUGGCGGGAUGAAGAAGUAGCAGUAAAGGCUGCCAGGCAAGACCCGGAUGAGGAUAUUAGUGCCACAGCAGAGAGCGUGCGGCAGGAGGCCAGGCUGUUCUGGAUGCUCCGGCACCCCAACAUAAUCGCUCUGCGUGGGGUCUGCCUGCGGGAGCCCAACCUGUGCUUGGUGAUGGAGUAUGCUAGAGGGGGAGCUCUGAAUCGAGCGCUUGCUGGAAAGAAGGUUCCCCCGAGGGUUCUGGUGAACUGGGCGGUCCAGAUUGCCACCGGGAUGGACUACCUGCAUAACCAGGCCUUUGUACCCAUCAUCCACAGAGACCUCAAGUCCAGCAACAUACUGAUCCUGGAACCAGUGGAGCGGGACGACUUAGGCGGGCGGACCCUGAAGAUCACAGACUUCGGUCUGGCCAGAGAGUGGCACCAGACCACCAAGAUGAGUGCAGCAGGGACGUACGCCUGGAUGGCCCCAGAGGUCAUCAAGCUCUCCCUCUUCUCAAAGAGCAGCGACGUGUGGAGUUUCGGUGUGUUACUGUGGGAGCUGCUCACUGGCGAGGUUCCUUACCGGGAGAUAGAUGCGCUGGCGGUCGCUUACGGUGUUGCCAUGAACAAGCUGACACUCCCCAUUCCUUCAACAUGUCCUGAACCUUUUGCUCUGCUGUUGGCAGAGUGCUGGAGCCCGAACCCCCGCAGCAGGCCGUCCUUCACCAGCAUCCUGCGGCGGCUGCUGGCCAUCGAGCAGUCGGCCAUGUUUCAGAUGCCUCUGGAGUCGUUUCACUCGUUACAGGAGGACUGGAGGCUGGAGAUCCAGCAGAUGUUUGACGAGCUCAGGGCCAAAGAGAAGGAGCUGAGGUCCUGGGAGGAGGCGUUGGCUCGAGCAGCUGAGGAGCAGAGGGAGCAGGAGGAGCAGCUGAGGAGGAGAGAGCAGGAGCUGGCGGAGAGGGAGAUUGACAUCGUGGAGCGAGAGCUGAACAUCAUCAUCCACCAGAUGUACCAGGAGAAACCGAGUGUGAAGAAGAGAAAAGGACACUUCAAGAAGAGCCGAUUAUUGAAACUCGGCCGAGACAGCAACUGCAUCAGUCUGCCCUCUGGCUUUGAGCACAAGAUCACAGUCCAGGCGUCUCCCAGUGUAGACAAGAGGAAGAAUCAGGGGAGUGAGAGCACAACGCCGCCUGCCAGCCCAGGGGUCAUACCCCGCCUCAGAGCCAUAAGAUUGACACCGAGUGACGGCAGUAAGACGUGGGGCCGCAGCGCUGUGUGUAAGAAGGAAGACCUGUCCACCAGCAAGAAGAAAGGACGCACCUGGGGUCCAAGCUCCACCCUCCAGAAGGAGAGGGUCGGCGGGGAGGAGAAACUGAAGUCGCUCGGUGAGGGAUGCAAAGUUUGGUCGUCCAGUGCACCAAAUCUGGGCAAGUCCCCCAAACAUGCACCCAUGACCGCGGGCUUCUCCAGCCUCAACGAGAUGGAGGAGUGCUGUGAGUUUGAGGAGUCACCGGGGUCCCUGCUGCCCUCAGAGACCAGCAGUAACGGAGCUGUGGAGGACUCGGGGUCCCUGUGGAGCAGCCUGGGGCAAAACACGUUGCCUAUUGUUGUUAACACCAGUUCCUGUCAGGUGCCUGUUGGGCUGGGGACGGGGGUUAGCUACCAGGACUCGCUGCGUCGCUGCGGCCAGAGGAAGAAGAGCGAUAUGUUGCUUUUGGGUUGUGCCUCUCUGCUCGCGUCUGUUGCCCUCGGACAAGACCUGCUGCAGCUGGGAAAACUACAGGUGCUCCAGGAUGAGCAGGACCUCAGAGAGGAGCAACGGAAGAAGAAGGAGGGCCUUUUUCAGCGGACGGGACGUUUCCGUCGCAGCACCUCUCCCCCCAGCAGAAACCUCUCCCUGUCCCUCUCCAGGCAUCACGACUCUGCGCUCCCCUGCAUGGACCCUUCUCCCUCCGUCACACUCCUCUCACUGUCCUCUCUGUCUGACUGCAACUCCACCAAGUCCCUUCUUCCCUCUGACCCAGACGAGUACCCCCUGACCCCAAUAACGGGGGUCAAAACCCCGGCGGCGCCACCAGCUCCCACCCUCAAUCCCCUCCUGGACUUGCGGGCAGAGAAGUUCAAAAAGGAGCCCAACCAGUCGCUCACGCCCACCCACGUGUCUGCAGCCAUGGCCAUGAACAGGGGCCACAGACGGACCCCCUCAGACGGGGCGAUACGACCCCGAGCUCAAACUCUGGGACACCGGAGGACGCCGUCAGAUGGGAGCAUGCCCAUGCCUCCUCCACCGGGGGCAACACACUUCAUUAACAAAGGAACGCAGGACACCCUGGACAUCCCCCGCCUCCCUGACCCCUCCGCCAUCUUCCCGGUCCCCCACAGGCGUAAAGCGCCCGCACCACCGAUCCCGGACCAGUUUCCUCUCUGCCUCAUCAGCCCCCUGGAGCGACCCAAGACGCUGGAGUUUGCUCCCCGGCCGCGGCCCACCCCGGCCAGGAUGAGAGCCGACCCCUGGAAGCUGGGCUCUCUCUCCCGGACCCUAAGCUCGUCGCCGGGCAGCAGCUGCGACAGCCCCCUCGGUUCAGGGGACAGCAGCGCCAGCACCACGAGACCCAACCUGAUGGACAUGGACAUGGAGGGACAGAGUUUGGACCACACUGUCCCUCUGUGUGGACAGCGGAAGCCUGCCACUCUGUGUGGACAACAGUACUUGUAGUGAAACUUUUCUGCGUCAGAGCGUUGGCUAAAUGCCUACUGAUGUCUGAGCCGAGCAAAGUGCAAAAACAUCCCACUUCUUGUUUUGGGCACUUACUGGAAGCCAUUCCUCUCAUAAGGUGUGAAACCUUUACAGCGAGCCUUUCCCUGAUAGCGCUCUCUAACCUGCACGACACUGAGGGUCCUAGAGGCCUUUUAAAAGCCUUGUAGUGUGCACACCCACAUACCUUACCCCACACCUCUCCCUCCCUCAUGGAAGCAGCACGACCAGGACACACUCACGACCAUCAAAAGCCAUUCAAGUACUUAAAAAGCCACUUUUUUGCCACCUGUUCAUUCAUCUGCUCGUGCUUUUGCUUUUGUCUGUGUAGCACUUUCUGCUCGCAUCUCUCACUCCAGACAUUCACAUUUCACCUCAUAGUUGAUAAAAAACAGGAGCCAGACUGCUUAAAAUCCUUUGAAACCUGAGCAAAUCAGCUUGUUUUUUUUUUUCAAAAACA